Nerophis lumbriciformis (worm pipefish) is the source of this 1209-nucleotide messenger RNA. Lineage: Eukaryota; Metazoa; Chordata; Actinopteri; Syngnathiformes; Syngnathidae. The record is from RefSeq and is a predicted model, not a curated record.
AUGACGAAGAUAACCUCCAUUCUCCUUUGGGGCCUGCUGGUCUCGGUCGCGGUUCAGGCGCAGACGGACGAGCCGCCGGAAGAAGAAGCGGAACACGUGGAGCUCUUCACCACGCCCACCGCCAAAAUGGCCGCCGCCACCUCAGACUUCGGCUACAACCUUUUCCGCGCCUUGGCGUCUCGCCAGGACAAGGCCAACGUCUUCUUGGCGCCCAUCGCCGUCUCGGCGGUCCUCACUCAGGUGGCCAUGGGCGCGUCCGAGCGUGCCCAGGGACAGUUGUUCCGGGCCUUGAGGUACCACACCCUGCAGGACCCUCGACUGCACGACACCCUGAAAGACCUGCUGGCGUCCCUCAAGACGGGUAACAAAGGACUGAGCGCCGCCGCCCGACUCUACCUUGCCAGACGCCUGCGCCUCAAGCAAGACUUCUUCACGGCCGUGGAGCGGCAAUACGGCGUUCGACCCCAAGCCCUGCAGGGCGGCGGCAAAGACACCAAGGACAUCAACGACUGGGUCGCCGCCGAGACCGGCGACAAGGUGGCGCGUGUCCUGGCCAAGCCCCUGCCCCGAAACCCGGGAGUCAACGCCGUGGCCGGCGCCUUCUUCCAAGGGACGUGGGCGACGGAAUUCCGACCUCCGUCGUUGCAGAACUUCCAGCAGGAGGGUAAAGCGCCGGUUCGGGUUCCCGUGAUGCAGCAGGAAAAUUACCCCGUCAAAAUGGGCGUGGACUCAGAUUUGAGCUGCACGAUCGCGCAGAUCCUCCUGCGGAACCAAGUGAGCAUGUUCGUCUUCCUGCCUCAGGAAGUCACCACCAACCUGACCGCGUUGGAGGACACGCUGACGGCCGAGUUCGUGCAAGACUUGAGCACCACGCUACACUCCGCGCACGUCACCCUCGCCCUGCCCGUCCUCAAGUUCAGCUACGCCACGGACCUGGUGACGCUGCUCCCCGACAUCGGCCUCGCCGAUUGGAUGGCCGAUCAGGAUUUAGAGAAGAUCGCCGCGCAGGCCGCCAAGCUGGUCACCGUCAAUCACAAGGUGGUGAUGGAGACGGCGUCCGAGGGAGACGCGCCGCCGCCCGCCACCUCCGCCACCGCUCACCUGAGCUACCGCGUGGACCGCCCUUUCCUCUUCCUUAUUCGCGACGAGUCCUCGGGGGCCUUGCUCCUCAUCGGGAGGGUCGUCGAUCCUAAAGCUCUAACCGCGUAA